Messenger RNA from Rana temporaria (common frog), 1946 nucleotides. Its product is annotated as zinc finger protein 84-like. Bases 19 to 1749 code for a protein of 576 amino acids. The record is from RefSeq and is a predicted model, not a curated record. Gene Ontology annotation, biological process: regulation of transcription by RNA polymerase II. Gene Ontology annotation, molecular function: RNA polymerase II cis-regulatory region sequence-specific DNA binding; DNA-binding transcription factor activity, RNA polymerase II-specific. The transcript is spliced from 2 exons. Lineage: Eukaryota; Metazoa; Chordata; Amphibia; Anura; Ranidae.
UGGAAAUCAGGGCUUGUUAUGCAUCAAAGAUCUCACACAGGGGAGAGGCCAUUUUCCUGCCCUGAGUGCGAGAAAUGUUUUAUACAGAAAUCGGAUCUUGUUAGACAUCAAAAGUCUCACAGAGGGGAGAAACAAUAUUCCUGCUCUGAGUGUGCGAAAUGUUUUUCACAGAAAUCUGACUUUGUUGAACAUCAAAGAGCUCACAGUGAGGAGAUGCCGUAUUCCUGUUCCAAGUGUGGGAAAUGUUAUAGACGGAAAUCAGACUUUGUUAUACAUCAGAGAUCUCACACUGGGGAGAAACCAUAUUCCUGCCCUGAAUGUGGUAAAAGUUUUUCGGAGAAGUCCAAUCUUUACAGACAUCGGAGGAUUCACACGGGGGAGAAGCCAUUUUCCUGUCCUGAGUGUAGUAAAUGUUUUUCACAAGCGUCCCAUCUUCACACACAUCAGUUGAUUCACACAGGAGAGAAGCCAUAUUCCUGUCCUGAGUGUGGGAAAUGUUUUUCAAAGAAAUCAGACUUUGUUAUACACCAAAGAUGCCACAGAGGGGAGAAGCCGUAUUCAUGCACUGAGUGUGGGAAAGGUUUUCAAGGGAAGUGGAGUCUUUACAGACAUCAGAUGACUCACACAGGUGAGAAGCCGUAUUCCUGUCCUGAGUGUGGGAAAUGUUUUUCACAGAAAUCAGACCUUGUUCGACAUCGAAGAUCUCACACUGGGGAGAAGCCAUAUUCCUGUCCGGAGUGCAGGAAAUGUUUUUUACAGAAAUCAGACCUUGUUAGACAUAAAAAAUCUCACACAUGUGAGAAGCCGCAUUCCUGUACUGAGUACGGGAUGCGGUUUCAAUUUAAAUCCCGUCUUAAUGUGCAUAAAAGAUCUCACACAGGUGAGAAGUCACAUUCAUGCCCUGAGUGUGGGAAAUCUUUCUCACAGAAGUCCAAUCUUUACACGCAUCAGAGAUCUCACACAGGAGAGAACCCUUAUACCUGUCCUGAUUGUGGAAAAUGUUUUUUAGAGAAAUCCAGUCUUGGUAGACAUCAGAGAUCUCACACGGGGGAAAAAACGGUUUUGUGUCCUGAGUGCGGGAAAUAUUUUUCAGAGAAGUCCAGACUUGACAGACAUCAGAGAUCUCACACAGGGGAAAAACCAUAUUCAUGUUCUGAGUGCAAGAAAUGUUUUUCAGAAAAGUCCAGUCUUAACAGACACCAGAGAUCUCACACGGGGAAAAAGCCAUAUUCCUGUCCUGAGUGUGAGAAAUGUUUUUUAGAGAAGUUCAAUCUUUAUAUUCAUCAGAAACUGCACACGGGAGAGAAGCCGUAUUCAUGUAAUGAGUGCGGGAAAUGUUUUGUACAAAAGGCAGAUCUUGUCAAACAUCAGAGGUCUCACACGGGGGAAAAACCAUAUUCAUGUCCUGAGUGUGGGAAAUGUUUUUCAGAUAAGUCUAAUCUUUAUAAUCAUCAGAGGUCGCACACAGGCGAAAAGCCGUAUUCCUGUGCUGAGUGCGGAAAAUGUUUUGUACAAAAAUCAGUACUUGUCACACAUCAGAAGUCUCACACAGGGGAAAAACCGUAUUCCUGUCCAGAGUGUGGGAAAUGUUUUGUACAAAAAUCACUACUUGUCAUACAUCAGAGAUCUCACACAGGGGAGAAGCCGUAUUCUUGUCCUGAGUGUAGGAAAUGUUUUUCACGGAAGUUCAAUCUUUCCAAACAUCAGAGAUCUCACAUGGGGGAGAAGUCAUUUCCCUGUGCUGAGUGAGUGAAUUGUUACUCACUGAAGUCCUGUCUUCCUGUAUAUCAGGGAUCCCACACAACUCUCGAGGUGUAUUAGUGACUUGAGUGCGGGAAAUGUCUUCUAUAUGAAUUUUACUGGACAUCGCAGGUCUCAUGUGGGGGAAGAAGCACACCCUGAUAUACACCUCAUAUAUAUUGAUGCAUAAGGACUCACUAUAUAUC